This is a messenger RNA of Nymphaea colorata (pocket water lily), 1441 nucleotides long. RefSeq lists its product as uncharacterized. The record is from RefSeq and is a predicted model, not a curated record. Gene Ontology annotation, biological process: CAAX-box protein processing. Bases 267 to 1205 code for a protein of 312 amino acids. The transcript has 8 exons. Lineage: Eukaryota; Viridiplantae; Streptophyta; Magnoliopsida; Nymphaeales; Nymphaeaceae. Gene Ontology annotation, cellular component: membrane. Gene Ontology annotation, molecular function: metalloendopeptidase activity.
UGAGGUUUUCACUGGUGUUUUUGUAGCGAGAAAGGCAGUUUGCCGCAGCUUGCCUCUCAGUUGCCCGCCAGCCGCAGCUCCGAGCCCAGCUAUUUGCAGCCUCUGGUGCAUUCUUCUUCUGGGCCUCGCGCCCAACGAGGUGAAAACUUUAUGAAACGAGUGAUGCUUUGGGCUGGCCCGAGCCAUAUCUCCCCGUGUUCUUUAUCUUCCCGGGCAUACGGCAGCCGCCACUGAGAGAGAGAGAGAGCGAGAGAAAGAGAGAGAGGAUGGUGAUAUUGAAUUCGGUCCUCGUCGUUCCCGCGAGAAGCUUCUGCUCCCCAUCAUCUCCUUCAUCCUGUUCUACCGUUCCGGGUUAUCUGUCUCAAUAUUUCAUGAAAAAUGCUCUCCUUGUUGCAGGAAAUGCUCGCUUUCCCCAACUACGGGGCAUAUCACCUCGGAGCACAACUUUUGCAAGAUACAAAUCGAAAAGAAGUAAAAGAACUGAAGAGUUAAGUAGACGUGAGAAUUCAAAAAGUGAUGGGGCUGAGUUCACAACUUUACCAAGCACCAUUUCUCAGAAUAAUAUUUCCGAUAGUGAUGGUGAUGGAGCUGGUAACCAUUCUGUUCCAAGUUCUGCAAGAGAAACUGUACUACAGGCUUGCACGUUAACAUCCAUGGUCUUGGUUGCUCUUGGUUUGGCCAUUCGACAGGUAUCACAUAAUGCAGCUUCAGGUGGAUGGGAAAUUCCUGAUUGCUCAGCUGAGGUAUCUUUCAGCUUUGACUGGGGGGAUCUGGAAUUGGUGAUAGGACUGGUUGUUUUGGUGUCAACAUGCCGUUUCUUUCUCUUGAAGUUGUGGCCAGAUUUUUCAGAUUCUAGUGAAGCUGCUAAUCAACAGGUACUUGGUUCUCUUGAAUUGUGGGAUUAUGCUGUUGUUGCUAUCUUGCCUGGAGUAAGUGAGGAGCUUUUGUUUCGUGGUGCUUUACUCCCUCUAUUUGGCCUAAACUGGAAGAGUGCUUUGGCGGUGGGUGCCCUUUUUGGUGUUUUACACCUGGGUAAUGGCAGAAGAUCUUCCUUUGCAAUCUGGGCUACAUUUGUUGGAUUGGUGUAUGGAAUGGCGACUGUCUUCUCAUCAAGUGUUCUUGUUCCAAUGGCAUCUCAUUCCCUGAAUAAUCUUAUUGGAGGAAUUUUGUGGCGUUAUGGUUCAACAUAUAGGAAAGAUCUAUGAUAUCAGUGAUACAUCAUCAAGUGGAGCAAAUGGCAAAAGCUAUUUAAAAUUUGUUAAUUCUCCUUAAGCUGGAUGAGCUUAUCUAUUUGGAAUCACGAAGACAUAUACAUAGGAGAUUAAGGAAUGCCAAAUUUGUUUCUGUUUCUUAUUAUACGUCAAUCUUCAGACACGAUUUGUUACUGAAGGUUCACAUGAUUCAUGCUUUCCUGGAAAGAAGAUUUUGUUUUGAAGUUGAA